AUGCAUCCAGCGCUAGUGAUUCUCAUCUCGGUGGUGGCGGUUCAAUCCAUCGCCGCUCUUGGCAAAGAUAGGUUGCAAGACAUCCUAUGGUACUGCUAUGUAGCAGUCUUCCACAGAUCCACACUCUCCACCCAACGAUCUCUCCGUCGCCAAAUCCUCACUGACAAACGAGACCUAGCCGCAACAUCCUCGCAAGACCAAUUCGCCAAGUGGGCGAAACUCCGUCGUCGUGUCGACAAAGGACUUGCCGAUCUCGAAAAGGCCAACGCCUCGCUCUCCUCCGCUCGUUCCACCUUUUCGAUGCUGUUCAAAGGACUCAUGUUCGUCAUUACAACCAUCUUCCCCUUCUGUGUCACGAGUUGGUACAGCAAGACACCGAUCUUCUGGUUGCCACCAGGCGAGCAUAGCUGGUUUGGACCUGUGGGAUGGUUCUUGGCGCUGCCGAGGGCGCCGAAAGGAGCGAUCAGUAGUACGGUGUGGCAGAUGGUCUGUUCGAGGACGUUAAUUGCGGUUGGUGGGGCAUUGACGAAUUUGAUACCUGGGAAGGAGGAGGAGGUUCUGAAUCAAGCAAAGGUGGAGGAGAUUGUCGACGAGAAGGAAAACCAGGAGAAGGCAAAGGCAACUGGGGCGAGUAAGCCAGCCGCAGCAGCAGGGGAGACAAGAAAGAGAACGAAGGCAAAGGCAGCUACAGUUUCGGAGAAGCAGGACCUGUGA
Ustilago hordei is the source of this 714-nucleotide messenger RNA. RefSeq lists its product as uncharacterized. NCBI's taxonomy places the organism in Eukaryota, Fungi, Basidiomycota, Ustilaginomycetes, Ustilaginales, Ustilaginaceae. The transcript is spliced from 2 exons. The coding region runs from base 1 to 714 and encodes 237 amino acids. The record is from RefSeq and is a predicted model, not a curated record. Gene Ontology annotation, biological process: tail-anchored membrane protein insertion into ER membrane. Gene Ontology annotation, cellular component: GET complex.